Molecule: messenger RNA, 1023 nt
Organism: Aspergillus clavatus NRRL 1
Lineage: Eukaryota; Fungi; Ascomycota; Eurotiomycetes; Eurotiales; Aspergillaceae
Exons: 2
Coding region: 1-1023 (340 amino acids)
Biological process (GO): nucleosome assembly; regulation of DNA-templated transcription
Cellular component (GO): nucleolus
Molecular function (GO): histone binding; DNA binding
Source: RefSeq, a predicted model, not a curated record
AUGAGUCAGUUCCUUGACUCCGUCCUCUCGUCCAUUGAGACGGGCAAACCUGCCCGCAUCGCGCCUCCCCCUCCAGUUCGAUCUCCAGCACCGCCUGUCUCCUCCUCAAACGUCAGAACUGAAGUACGAAAGCCAAGUAAUGGGGCCCGUGUCAACUCUACCGGACAGGCAAAUGUUGCUGCUGGAAUCAAACGAAAAGCUGAAGAUCAGCUGCGUCGCCCCACCAAGCCUGUCUCCCAGACAUCCAGCAAACCCGCUACAGCGAAACCUGUCAAUGCCUCUACGGCUCUGAAGUCUCGCCCGGCUGCUACUCCCGCCUCCAGGAAGCUGACGACAAGUAGCACUGCAGCAGCUACUCAGAAGACGGCACCGGUCUCUUCAAAGCCCCCUCCUCCGGGAUCCUUUGCCGAUAUCAUGAUGAAGGCGAAAGAAGCGCAAACCAAAGCCCCUACUCAGGUCGGCAUGUUCAGACAUCAGGCUGUUACCAAGGAGAAACUCAGUAAAAUGGAGCGCAAAAAACGAGCAAUAGAAGCGCAAACAAAGGAAAGAGAUCCACGAGCCGCAAAGAAAACCGGCGUCGCCUCCAGCGGCGCAGUUGCGGGCAAGCUUGGUGAUAGCAAACUUGGCAAAAAGCGCGAGGCCGAAGAGUUAGCCUACAAGGGCACAGCACGACCGACGCCGACUUCGGCUGUGCCGGAAUACCGAGGAACAGCUGGUUUGCCAAGUCGACGCGGUUCGAGCGAACCAAGAGCGAGGUCUCGAGCUAGCAAGCGAUCCAGAAUGAAUGAAUAUCUUGGAACGGAUGAGGAAGAUGAGGGCGAGUAUGCCGAAGAAUACGACGACUAUUACUCGGCAUCCUCCGACAUGGAGGCUGGCUACGAUGAUGUAGAGGAGGAAGAGGCUGCUGCCUUGAAAUUCGCCAGGAAGGAAGAUGAAGAAGAAUUGCGAGCAGAGCUUGCAGCGAAACAGGCAAAGCUUGAGCGCCAGAAGAAACUUGCAGCAUUGGUCUCGAGGCGAAGAUAA